Hypomesus transpacificus is the source of this 1751-nucleotide messenger RNA. RefSeq names its product solute carrier family 19 member 3a (gene slc19a3a). The record is from RefSeq and is a predicted model, not a curated record. Bases 1 to 1488 code for a protein of 495 amino acids. Gene Ontology annotation, biological process: transmembrane transport; vitamin transport. Gene Ontology annotation, molecular function: vitamin transmembrane transporter activity. The transcript is spliced from 5 exons. Gene Ontology annotation, cellular component: plasma membrane. Lineage: Eukaryota; Metazoa; Chordata; Actinopteri; Osmeriformes; Osmeridae.
AUGGAGGUUCUGCGCCGUUGGAAGGCAGGGUGGGGCUACCCCACCAGUCUGCUGUGUUGCUAUGGGUUCUUUAGUACAGUGAAGCCUAUGGAGCCCUUUCUCAUCCCCUACAUGACAGGACCAGAUAAGAACCUGACAGUGGAACAGGUAAACAACGAGAUCUUCCCAGUGUGGACGUACUCAUACCUGUCUGUGCUGGUCCCUGUGUUUCUGCUUACUGACUGGCUGCGCUACAAGCCUGUGGUGGUUUUCCAGUCCCUCAACCUCUUCAUCACCACGGCCCUGCUGCUGUGGCUGCAGGGCGUGGCAGCCAUGCAGGCCAUGCAGUUCUUCUACGGUGUGGUGACAGCCUGCGAGGUGGCUUACUUCUCUUACAUCUACAGCGUGGUGGAUCUGACGAGGUACCGCAAGGCCACGUCUUACUGCCGCAGUGUCCAGCUACUGGGCUACACUGCGGGCUCUGUGCUGGGCCAGCUUCUCCUCAGCUUCGACCUCAUGUCCUACAACAACAUCCUGGUCUUGACUCUGGUGCUGACGUCCAUCGCCCUGGUCACUUCCUGCUUCCUGCCAAUGCCACGGAGAAGCAUGUUUUUCCAUCGUAGCCUCGGUGAUGACAGGGAGAGGAAACUGUCAACAGGAAUCGCGGCCGGGUCAGAAGGCGGUGAGCUGUCCAGCCGCUCAGCCCUCGAUGAAAGAGGGGGGAGCAGUAAGGCACCAGCCAGGGAAGAGAACAGCAGUGAUGACCCAGUGGAGGCUGGAGGCAGCGAGGAGAGGCCAGCUCCGCCAGGGGGCUGCCUGUCCAUUCUGGUCCAGCUGUGGAGGGACUUCCUGGACUGUUACUCCAGCAGGCAGCUGCUGUACUGGUCCGUGUGGUGGGCUCUGGCCACUUGCGGAUACAACCAGACAGUCAACUACGUGCAGGUGCUAUGGGAGCACGUGGAGCCUUCUCAGAACAUCACAGUCUACAACGGAGCGGUGGAAGCCGUGUCCAAUCUGUGCGGUGCAGCGACGGCCUACGGGAUCGGCUUCACCCAGGUGAACUGGGCUCAGUGGGGGGAGCUGGCCCUGGGGAUCUUCUCCGGCCUGGGAGCCGCGUCACUCUUCCUCAUGACAUACGCUGGCAACAUUUGGGUCUGCUACGUCAGCUACAUCCUCUUCAAGACCCUGUAUAUGCUGCUGAUCACUAUAGCCAUGUUCCAGAUAGCCGCAGAACUAUCAAUGGAGAGAUAUGCACUGAUAUUUGGAGCAAACACGUUUGGGGCUCUGGUCCUUCAGACAGUGAUCACAUCCAUCGUGGUGGACAGCAGGGGACUGGGUCUGGACAUCACCACACAGUUCAUCAUUUAUGGCUCCUACUUCUCCGCCAUUGCCCUCCUGUUCUUGGUGAGGGGGGUGUACUGCCUGAUAACACAGCCACAACACAAGGACCCCCCUGCCUCAGAGCUCCCCCCCAGGCCCCAGGAAACAGGGCGUGCACACAGCUUCUGAACACAUGCUUCCUGAGGACACACUGAGGACUGAGGAAAAACACUUUUAUCCAAUAUUUCCAACCCCACAACUAGGUGAUUUGGUAAUUGUUUUGGUAAAAUCCAUUUUAAUAUAUAUAUAUAUAUAUUUACACAUUAACUUAAAUUUCUGUAACAUCCAAGUAGUGGUCUUCAGUCUCUAGUUUGUGGUUCUUGCCCAUGACAGCUGAGAUUCAGAGGUCCUUUUGGGGGGCAGCUGUUCUUACAGAAAUACUCCUCAUGAAU